Molecule: messenger RNA, 699 nt
Organism: Fusarium pseudograminearum CS3096
Lineage: Eukaryota; Fungi; Ascomycota; Sordariomycetes; Hypocreales; Nectriaceae
Exons: 2
Coding region: 1-699 (232 amino acids)
Molecular function (GO): acetyltransferase activity
Source: RefSeq, a predicted model, not a curated record
AUGGCGGCUCAAGAGAAGAACCCAGUCGAGUUAGAGAAGGCCUCCAAGCUGGCUAAUGUUCCCCACUGUGAACAAUAUGAGAGGAUGAUCUCGGGCAUGCUUUACGACUCACUCAUCCCAAAACUUACAAAUGCACGUCUGGCGGCGCGAAAAGCCAUGAAUGAGUACAACACAUGGUUUCCCACAGGCGACGACUUCAACAUAGAGACCAUCACGAAAAGAAGAGCCGAAAUGCUUAAAUCAUUCCUCGGCCAUGUGGCAGAUGAUGAAGUCUUCAUCGAACCUCCCUUCAGAGUCGACUACGGACCCAACAUGUCUGUCGGCAAGCGAUUUUACGCCAACUUUAAUCUGACAGUCUUGGACUCUGCUAUUCUAACAAUUGGCGAUAGAGUCAUGAUUGGACCUAAUGUUAUGAUUUCAACCGCAACUCACGAGACCGAGGUUAGCAGUCGAAGAGCCAAUAUUGAAUAUGCUUAUCCAAUUACAAUUGGCGAUGAUUGCUGGAUUGGAGGCGGUGUUACUAUCUUGCCAGGUGUCACAAUCGGAAAUGGAUGUACUAUUGGGGCAGGUUCUAUUGUUACUAGGGAUAUUCCUGCGUGGAGUGUUGCUGUGGGAUCACCUGCGAGGGUUGUUAGAAAGGUUCAAGAACUGGGCGACUUUGAGGAAGAUGUCAAGCAAAACGGGACCACUAGCGGAUAG